Messenger RNA from Chiloscyllium plagiosum (whitespotted bambooshark), 1364 nucleotides. It is a transcript of the gene prpf18, whose product is annotated as PRP18 pre-mRNA processing factor 18 homolog (yeast). Lineage: Eukaryota; Metazoa; Chordata; Chondrichthyes; Orectolobiformes; Hemiscylliidae. Gene Ontology annotation, biological process: RNA splicing; generation of catalytic spliceosome for second transesterification step. Gene Ontology annotation, cellular component: U5 snRNP; U2-type post-spliceosomal complex; U4/U6 x U5 tri-snRNP complex. The record is from RefSeq and is a predicted model, not a curated record.
UUGGGGAAGGCGAGAGAGGGCCUCUGAGGGGUGUGUGUGUUAUAUCUGUGUUGGUGGGGGAGGAGAAAAGCAAGAGAAUAAUUUAUAUUCACCAACAUAAGCACCAUUUCUACCACCAACAUACGUGAUCGUUGGAGAGAAGCUUCUGGAUAAAUAUAAGAAAGAUCGCAAGCUUUAAUUGUUGGGAUUGUUAUUCUCUCUUUCCCCCUCUCCUGAAGGUGCAAACUUCAUACAGGAGAAUCAAAAAAGUUCUUCAAACGUAGUGAACUCGCCAAGAAGGAAGAGGAGGCAUAUUUGGAAAGAUGUGGCUACAAGGUGCAAACAAAACCAAUUGAAGAAAAUGCUGCCUCUUCAAAUCCAGUGCUUGAACUCGAACUUGCAGAAGAGAAGUUACCCAUGACCCUUUCCAGGCAAGAGGUUAUUCGACGGCUACGUGAAAGAGGAGAACCAAUUCAAUUGUUUGGUGAAACAGACUAUGAAGCUUUUCAACGUCUUCGAAAAAUAGAAAUCUUAACUCCUGAAAUUAAUAAGGGUUUGAGAAAUGACUUGAAAGCUGCUAUGGAUAAGAUAGACCAGCAGUACUUAAACGAAAUUGUCGCUGGUCAGGAACAUGGUGAAGAGGAAGGACAGAAUGACCUAAAAGUUCAUGAAGAAAAUACAACAAUUGAGGAACUGGAGGCCUUGGGUGAAUCCUUGGGUCAGGGUGAUGACUCUAAAGACAUGGAUACCAUAACCAAAGUUCUAAGGUUUCUUCUUGAUGUUUGGGCAAAAGACCUGAAUGCCAGGGAGGAUUAUUUAAAGUGCAGUGUUCAGGGUAAACUUGCUGGAGCCACCCACAAGCAGACUGAAUCCUACUUGAAACCUCUCUUCAGGAAACUCCGGAAAAAGACUUUGUCUCAGGACAUCAAAGAAUCCAUAACAGAUAUCAUCAAAUUCAUGUUACAAAGAGAAUAUGUUAAGGCAAAUGAUGCCUACCUUCAGAUGGCCAUUGGCAAUGCUCCAUGGCCCAUUGGAGUUACCAUGGUUGGUAUCCACGCCCGUACAGGUCGUGAAAAAAUUUUUUCCAAACACGUAGCACAUGUAUUAAAUGAUGAAACACAGCGGAAAUACAUCCAGGGCUUGAAAAGGUUGAUGACCAUCUGCCAAAAGCAUUUUCCAACAGAUCCGUCAAAGUGUGUGGAGUACAAUGCACUUUAACCAGCUAGCUUUUGAAUGGAACCUUUUCUGUAUAAUUCCUGGAUUGAACUGUUAAGAGUCAGACCUAUCGGGAGCUGUAAAGAAGAAUUUGUGGGACUGUGCAAGUAUUUCAAACAUCAAUGAAAUGUUCUUCAGAAAAGCACAAGCAUUAAAGCUGCAUGACCCCA